Penaeus chinensis is the source of this 5269-nucleotide messenger RNA. RefSeq lists its product as uncharacterized. The transcript has 7 exons. Gene Ontology annotation, molecular function: microtubule minus-end binding. Gene Ontology annotation, cellular component: HAUS complex. The coding region runs from base 50 to 1018 and encodes 322 amino acids. Gene Ontology annotation, biological process: spindle assembly; centrosome cycle. NCBI's taxonomy places the organism in Eukaryota, Metazoa, Arthropoda, Malacostraca, Decapoda, Penaeidae. The record is from RefSeq and is a predicted model, not a curated record.
CUCUCUUCCCUGUGACGUCACCAGUUGUUUACAAAAUCCGAAAUCCGAAAUGCCGCGACUGAGGGAAGAGGAAAUGCUGCAGCACAUCAUUAAAUACAUUGAUGUGCUAGAAUACCCAGGCAUGGAGACCCUAGAACCAAGCUGGGUGCAGUCAGUUCUCCUCACGGCAGGCGGUCCGAGGCUGAAUCUGCUGAUGUGGGUCCACGAGCAAUUCUCUCCUGCAGAGGCCGCAGAAGUGCAGGCAUUGCCCCAGACGCUGCAGAUGCAAAGAAUACUUCAGACAUUGUCAGCUUUGGGGGUUUGCCGCCAGGGAGAUACAGAAGUAAUUGAGGGCAAUGCACAGCCAGGGGCCCAGUACAAGUUUUGGCUGGGAUGCCUGGAGAGCAUCUACAACCUUCGCCGAUUCCCGCCCCUCCCUGCGCACCAGCACUCUGAGUCUUAUGCUACCGAUAGUCUUAUGGACCGGAUGUCCCAUUCGCCACACUUGCAGCUAAUUCUGAAGGAAGGUGGUGUGAACGUAGUCCCAGGGGAUCAGAGGGAAAAAUACCGUGCUUGGUGUAAAUAUGGCCAGCGCAUUCCCAUUUCUGAGUUGCUGGAAGAGACGGAAGAGAAACUCAGGGAGUGCCAGAAAAUGUACGAGGCAGUGGACAAUAGAUGGAAGGAUGAAUCGUCGUCCAAUCCAAAAGAACUGCAGACCAAUGUGUGCAGCAGCAUAGCUGAUCUGGGCAAACAGCAAGAACUACUGCAAGGUGUCUACAGCUCAUAUAUUGCUCCCUGGACAACUUCCACCCAGCAGUUGGAGCUGCCCAACACUGGUCCACUCAUUCAUGAAGCCAAUACAAAACUGGCUGCACUAACCAAGGUCUUGAAGGCGACACAGGAUGCGUCCAACAUAUGCGAGGAACUAGCUGAGAGAGAGAAGGCAAUCAUGCGACACUCCACACAGCCGUCUUCUGUAACCGCAACCCUGCAUACCCUUGUCAGCCAGUCCAGCACCAGCGUCAAUGCAGUCAGAUAAUUUCACCACCAGAUGUCAGUGCUGUUUGUGUACUCUAGACCUCAGAAGAUGCUGUUGAAUAUUUUUCUAUAUUAGCAUUUAUGUGGUUUCAUCUGAAAGUAUUGUAUAUAAUUUUUAUUCUCUUUCUUCUUUAUCUUCUGCAUCUUUGCAUUUUCCUCCCCAUACCUUUCUGUUCUUCACAUUUCUUCUUUCUUUCUCAUUUCUCCCAUCCUCCUCCUGCUCCAAGAUGUAUCUUCAUUUAAAUGAGGGAAUUUAGAAAUAUAUCAACAGAGAAAUGUCAUGCAGAGAUGGAGACUUUGUAAUGUGCAUAAUACCAUCACCCAGAUGUGAUAAGAUCUCAUUGAUAUUUGGUUAAAAUGCUAAAAUGAAAAGAAUAAAGGUCUUUUCAUGAUGUUCAUUUUGCAGGCCAUUAUAUGUAGAAUAAAAUAAAAUAUACCUUAUAAUAAGAUAUCAAAAUAAUAAAAAUCCUCAGUCUGUAAAUCACUGAGGUAAAUGCAUUUUAUAAACACAUAGGUUUUGUUAUAUAUCUGUGUUCAAAUUGAGAAUUGUAAAUGUUAACCCCAUGCUGAAAAUGUAAGGUUCACUUUUGUUUUCUUUUAUGAGAUGUCUCGAUAUGUAGAUAUUUCCGCAAGUGCUUAGCCACCAAGAAUUCAUCUAACAGUUUUCAUGAACUUGCCUGAUUUCCUCUUUACCUGAGUUUUUAGAAAAAGCGUUUUUUUCACUAGUGCUAUAAAUAUUGAUGCUGUUAUAUUUUUUUUAUAGACAUUAUAAUUAUUAUAAUGUUAUUAAUUUUACUAAUAGCAAUAUAAGGCUAAAGAGAAUAUUUCCAAAACUCGAGGAAAAAGAUAAACAGGUGUAGUGCUAGUAAUUGAUUCCUUUGUGACUAAGUGAAGCCAUCUGUGUGACUUUAGAGCUAUCUGUGUGUAAGGACAGUUAAUGAACUAAACUCACAGUGGGCAUGGCAUGUCUGUACAUGAUAUCCCCAGUAGGAUCUGGUUGAUCAUGCCAUGAGUACCAUGUAAACAAAAAGUUGUGUGCUCACAUAGUGCUAUAUGCCUUAAUUCAAGCUUCAUUGCGAUCAGAUGUAAUUGAAAUGCUUUAAGCUUUUGGUUCUCACUAAUUAUGAAAGAGCAAACAAUAAAUUUGAUAAACAGCAUUAGCAAUUGACAUUGUUUUAGAGUCUCUUUCUCUAUUAACCCCUAAAAGGACACGAAUUCAGAGUUUCCUAUCUGUACAGGAUGGGAAACAACUAAGAUUCAGAGUCUGUAAGUAGAAAUUAACUGAUAAAAGGUCUUUUGCCUUGUAUACCACAUGGUCUUUGAUAUGAAAGUGCCAUGUAGUCUGCUCCCACAGGAUGGAAUAAUUAGUAAGAUUGCAAUAAACAUGGAAAACACAGCAGUGGAACAACUUUUGCAUCUUUUGGUGUUUAUGACAGCCAUUUCUAAUUAAAUGGUGGUUCUGUGUUGUCCUUUAGGGUUGAAAAUCAGAGAAAAAAAAUAUUUCUUUUUUUUUGUCCGUGUUCAUUGUCUUGGGAGAUAGAUUAUGAUUGCCAAAAUAGAUCUGUAUACUUUGCAAGGUACAAUAAAAUUAUUAUAUAAAUAUUGUUUUUAUUCUUAUUAUUUUGACAUUUUCACCAGAAUAUUUCUUGAUCUCUUACUUUACAGAUUAAAGGUAAACCAGAAAUAUUUUGUUUACAUUUCCUGAUGUCUGAGAAAUUAGGUCCUUAAAGGCUUGUAACCAAUAGCUACACUAACUCUCGUUGAAACCAGAAAUUGUUUUAUGUAACCUUGUUUUCUUGUCCCGAAAGGUGAAGGCUGAACAGCAGUGUAUGGAUUUUUUUAUUUGAAAAAUAAGAAUAAAGAAAGCCUUCAGAAAUUAUAUGGACUUAGUGUCUUUUAUCUAAAUCCUUUAAAAUGUAUAAUUUAUGUAAAUACUGCACAUCUGCCAUUAAAUUCUUUUGCAAGUUUGUCACCAUAUUGAUUGCUAUCAAAGGUUCUGCAGAUGAGAGUAUAUAUGGUGAGUUAUUAUUUGUUAUGUACCAUGUUCAGUGUACAACAUGAAUAAUGGUAUUUGCUCCCAUAGAAAUGUCCCAUUCAUAAUAUACAGGAUCUGACUAUUGGAAGAAGUACAAGCAACAAGUCAGCUGAAAACUUAAAGGCCCAAUAAAGAGUAGAAACAUGUGUGUAAAACUUAAUUCAUAACCAUUACUUUUUUCUAUCCCGAGCUGUUCAGUGUGGUUAAGAAAAGGAGGGUGUGGGUGUAGAGACGUUGCAGUAAUGAAAGAAGCAGAGAUGUGAGUGAGAUGGAGUAAUAUUUGAAAAAAUGAUGUUAUUACGGUUUUGAUCUUGCAAAUGAGAAGCGAAUGAGAACAUAUGAUUCCAGACACAAGAAAACUAAACAUAUUAUUAUUAUUAAUAUUCAAGUAUUUUUUUUUUAUGAAAUGUCAUUAAACUUAACAAAAAUGAGUAAUUCCAGAUUCAAGAUAUAUAACAACUGUUUCGUGACAAUGGACAGCAUAAUUCUAAUGACGUAACACCAAAAUGUUCAACAAUAAGUGCAAAAUUAUCUUUAUUUUUAUAUCUUGUCACAGUGAGGUUUGUUUAGAAGAGGAGCAGAUGAAGAAACUGGAGACUUAUUUGCAGAUGCCAAUUAAAAAGAGAAAUUAGCAUAUGUGUGUGAUUAAAUGAAUAUGAAAAGACAUUUCAGUUGUUGAUAUGCAGUGGCUUUUUGUUGGAUGAAUAUUUCAUUAGCUAAAUUUGUCAAGGAGCAGGGACUACUUCUUGGGGAUACUUGCAAAUUUCUGCAUCAUUAUAAUUUUGAAUAUACUUAUAGUGCAUAUCGUGGUAUACCUUGUUGUCAUUGUAAAAAAAUAUAUAUAAGGUGAAUAAGUAUCAUAAUAAUGAUUGUUCUUUAAGUUUAUAACCUUAAAGAACAAUCUUUAGAAAAUGUGUUUUGUAAUAUUUGUAAUAAUAAAGUACAGUAAAAUGCUCUUAGUCAGUAGAGUUAUAGACUUGUUUUAUGGUUUGUAGAAAUAUAUACACUUGGAAAGAUUUACCAUUAAUUUUUUUAUCUACGGUAAAGAUCUAUUUGCUUUAAAGUGGAAUCAUAGUGUCAUAAAACUUUAAAGGAAGGAAAAGAUAGCGAGAAAAAAAAAGAAAGAAAAUAGUGUCUGCAUUGAUAUACAAGUUAUUUUUUUAACAGAUUUAUGUAAGUUAGCUAGUGAUGGUGUUUGUCGCUGAGAUAAAGUAUGGGCCAAAUCUAUUUCUUGUUCAGAGCUCAUGGCACAAAGUUCAUAAUAACUUAUUCUUUCUGAUGGUAUAAUUAAUAAUUUUUCAAAAAAUAAUGUCUUCAACAUUUAUGAGAAACUAGUGCUUUCUGACAACUUGGCUAAUUCUGUGGUUUAGUUUGAACCAGGUAAAUGACCAGUGGAAGCAUUACUGCUUGAAUACAGUAUAUUAAUUAGAAGUUAUAUUUGAUCUCCAAAAUAAUUACCUUUACAAAUAAAAAAAAAAAGUGAAAAUAAAGAAAUAAAUUAAAAUAUCAUGUUGUACUUUCCAUUUGUCUUAUUACCUAUGCAUCACAUAGAAACAUUACUGUACUUUUUAUCAUUUACUGAACCAUUAUUUGUCCAGACGAAAUGACUGCAGGACAAAUUUAUAAACUAAUCAAAACACAAGGCAGUCUGUCUCUAUGUGAUGUCCAUUUGCCUCCACUCCUAAGUUCAGUGCAGCAUUGCUACGGUGUGAACUACCAAUGUCAUCUCUUGCAUCCGAAAUAAGCCAGUGAGUGGGGCUUAGGUAUCAACUCUUAUUGGCGAACUUGGAAGUGGAAGGGAUUAUACCUAUUCUGCUAAAAAAUUAUUUAGCACAUUAUAUUAGGGAAAAUACCCGAAGCUUGUUCCUCUCAAGCCUGUUAUAUUUGAACUGUGUUCAUUGCAACAAUUAUAGAAAAGAUAUGCAUGGGAAUGAAUAUCUUCACAGUGCAGGUGUAUUUGACUGGUCUUUAUUAUCUCUUGCUCUGUGAGGACAUUCACUCCCAUUGUUAUAUUUUCCUGGAAUAUAUGUACUCACAAAUGCCUAAAGUGGGGCUUCUGUGUUCAAGAAAUCAAACAUGUCUUUAUUUAAAAAAAGGAUAUUUAUUUAGGGAUGAUUUAGAACCAUUUUGGAAAAACCCACAAUCCCAUAAAAAUAAGUACAAGUAAGAUCAAUUUUCCAAUAUUACUGAAUCUGUCCAGCAAUUCAAUAAGGAAUA